CAAUCUUCUGCUCACUCAGCACUGUGGAAAAUCAGAAAGUGGUGAAGUUUGCAAUUUUUGUGCCGUAUUUUUCUCAAAUAUCUCCUAAAAUGUCUUGUGACACGCCUUAUUUCUACGAGGAGCAUGUCGAACUUCCUUUAAAAUGUCCGCAGGAUGCUACAGGAUUUGCUUUAGACAUCGGUUCAUCACUUGUUAAACUAGCCUACGUAACCGAAAAUACCGGUGAUGUGUCUACUGUCCGAUGUCUGACGUUCGAAGGCCAGGAUCUCGAUGCCGCUCUUGCAUUCAUCAAAGAGAAUGUCAUUCCAAAGGUUGCCGUGGCCAAUCACAAGUUUGCUCAGGGGUGUGGUCUAGGAGCCGUCUUGAAUAGGGAUAAAAUAAAAAAGGCCAUAGGGUCUAGACUCCACGAAACUUCAGAGCAUGCCUGCGUAUCGAAAGGCUUCCACUUUGCAGUGACAAAGAUGAACCCCGAUAAGGUCAUGAAACAGAUCACCGAGCUCCAUCUUCACAAGGUCGUGCGUAGUACCAAAGCUGUACCUGUUGGCGUACCAGCGAGGGGUGGACGGUGGACAUAUCAUGCAGAGCUCGAGGCCAGUAUGGAUGGGGAGAGUGAGGCUGGGGAGGUCAAGCCGCAUGUUGAUAUCACACAUCCAGUGACUGCUGGUGUCCCAGCAGGUGGUGCUCAUUGGAUCAACCCGGAAGCUGGCGGUGGUUAUGAUAUGACCAACGGAGACCAGGAUCAGAUGCAGUGGCCUUGUCUCAUUUGUAACCUGGGAUCACAGUUUAUCUAUACAUUGGUUGAUGCUGAUGGUAUCGGCACGAUUGUUCACCGCUCGGAACGCGGAGGCCUCUACUUCCACUCUCUCGGUCGCCUACUCACAAAAGCGUCGUCGUUCAAGGAACUGAAAGCCAUCGCUGCGACCGGCCGUAUCUCAAAAGCUAGUAGAUGCCUCGAAGACCUUCCAGAUGAGUGCCAUAGUCAUUUCGACCUCCAGGCUGUCGAAGAAAUUCAGAAGCUUGUCAACUGUGCUAUCCUGACUGAUCCGUUCUCAAAGGUUGUCACUGAUGGCGUGACCGAUGUGAGCAAAGAGGACAUGGCGCGUACCCUCCACGCGACCCUCUGCAACGAAGUCCUGAGCUUUACCAAUAUCCUCUCCCAGCUCCAUGGGGUCUCCACUCUCUACUUCACCGGCAACUUCAUCCGGGACAACAAAGAGUUAAAGCACCACAUCCAGAUGGCGCCAGUCAUGGAUAAGGUGCUGCAGAACCCGAUGACGCCUAAGGCAGUCUUCAUGAGGCAUUGUGGAUACCUGGGAGCGAUAGGAGCCCUCAUCCUCGGGGUCGAGAAAGUCCAACACGGCUGGUAGAAAUGGGGGACGUUAAUCCUCGUAUAAGGGAACACAAAAUAAAUUGUUUGGUUGCCUGGGAACUUUCACUCUCCCCAUCCCAUGUUCUGAAAUCAUGAAAAAUUCACCCUCAGUUUACUCCAGGGUCAGUAAGGUGUGCGAGGGGAGGAGCAUAUGAUUGACUCUGGUGUUCAAGGAUGAGUGUGUCCUUACAGGACCUACUGCUGAUUUUCAUAUGAGGAAUCUGACAAUUUGGUUUGGAGUGUCUUUUGAUGUUGGUGUGAUUUGAUGAAAAUGUUGAACAGUAAACCGACCAAUAUUUGCCAAAAUUUGGCAAAUCACAGUAAUUCGAUUUGCUGCAAUGUAUUAGCUAAAUAGUGUGAGAACAUGGAGAAAUUUGGUGCUUGUUGGGUUUUUUGUUUCUUUAAGUGUUCUGGGUAUUGUGUGUGUGUGACACAAUACAAUAAACCACAAAUUUUUUGUAAAUUGCAAAAAAAUUAUUGAAAAAAAACUAUUUUUCACAAUUCUUAUUUGGCAGGUUACGAAAUUUGUUUUUUUGUUUCUGAUAAAAAAUGAUAUCCUUGCAAAUGUUAUUUUUGUUUUUGAGAUUAUUUGCGAAACUUGCAAGAAUAUCAUGCUUGCAAAAAUUUGGUGAUUUAUGGUAUUUGUCGAAAGAUUUCAAACAAGGUUGAGGGGACAUAAUUCAAAGGACUUGUUGGUGAAGACUGAAGUGUAUGCGUUUAGUUAUUGUUAAUAUCUUGUAUUCUUAAUGUGCUAAAGCUGGCCACCAUCCAGUAGUGCUUGGCCGCAAAAACCUUGCAAAUUUGCAGCUUAUAGUGUUGAUUUUACAUGAUCACUCUAAAAUAUCAUUAUUUUAUCAAAUUAUUGUGAAAUUUGUAUAAAGUUCUAGGCAUCAGCUAAAGACAGUCUAAGACAUACUAUGCAAGUUCACUCAGGUGGUUUUGAUUUAUUGAGAACGUGUAUAUGAAGCAUUUGAUUGUGUAUUCUCGCUUGGUAGUUUUGAUAGUCAGUUUAAUUUUGCAUUUAUGUUUUCUAAUUCUUACGAGAUCUUUCGUAUACAUUUGACCAAUCAUUGAGUUCUGAGGAACCAGGACUUGGCAUUUUCAGAUUGAAAAAGCAAGCUGUACUAAGAAAUGUCCUUAUAGGACUUGUAAAGUCUAAGUUGUAUUCAUCAUAAAGGAGGCGUGUCAAGGUAAUGCUGCACUGGACUGAUUUAAUUUACUUUGAAGUUCCUAGGCAGCUGACACACCAUCUAGAAGUCGUGGGUUUAGGGGGUGGCGUGCGACACCUUUUCGGUGGAGAUCAACAAUCUUUUAGGGCACCUCUCUCCAAGGAGCAAAGAACUCUCCUAAUUUUUCGCCCCUUGAUGCUCGGAAAACUUAUAUUUUGUACUUAAAUUUUCAAUUUUUCUGGAUGUGGCCCAGAGGCUCCCUUGUAACCUAGUUGAUAACUUUGCUUUUCUCUCGCUGCCCCCCUCCCCCAUAACGAAUUUCUAGAUCCACCACUGUGUAGUGUGUGCUAACAGUUGGUACAAUUUCAGAUUCAUUUUAGCCCUGCCCUCUAUAGGUAAACUCUGUACUCUACAUUUGGGUCGUCCAAGCAAGAUUUUGCAACACUCCUUCUUUAAACUUUGAAUAAACUAGAAUUUCAGUGUGACUUGUACACAAAUUGUUUGUUAAUGGCUGAAUAAAUGUAAAUGAGAUAUUUUCAUCAUAAACAUA
Messenger RNA from Lineus longissimus, 3088 nucleotides. RefSeq lists its product as uncharacterized. Bases 90 to 1367 code for a protein of 425 amino acids. Lineage: Eukaryota; Metazoa; Nemertea; Pilidiophora; Heteronemertea; Lineidae. Gene Ontology annotation, molecular function: ATP binding; pantothenate kinase activity. The transcript is spliced from 8 exons. The record is from RefSeq and is a predicted model, not a curated record. Gene Ontology annotation, biological process: coenzyme A biosynthetic process. Gene Ontology annotation, cellular component: cytosol; nucleus.